This is a messenger RNA of Dendrobium catenatum, 2120 nucleotides long. RefSeq names its product probable V-type proton ATPase subunit H. The coding region runs from base 335 to 1630 and encodes 431 amino acids. Gene Ontology annotation, molecular function: heme binding; protein binding; proton-transporting ATPase activity, rotational mechanism. The transcript has 11 exons. NCBI's taxonomy places the organism in Eukaryota, Viridiplantae, Streptophyta, Magnoliopsida, Asparagales, Orchidaceae. Gene Ontology annotation, cellular component: vacuolar proton-transporting V-type ATPase, V1 domain. The record is from RefSeq and is a predicted model, not a curated record. Gene Ontology annotation, biological process: proton transmembrane transport.
GGACGGUGACUUUUGCUUUGGGAAGUUUGAUCCGACUGAAGGAAACAAAGCCGAAGAAUAGAUCCGGUGUGACUCAGACGUGUGUAAAGCAGGAAGAGAUCGUUUGCUUAAGAUUUUGCUCAACCAGGAGUUCGGAGCGGAGGACGGCGAAGACGUCGCUCUUGAUCGACUGGGCUUUCGGAGACGGACGGGGGUGUGUUCGGACCUCGGCUGCGAUUGGAACGAUUGGUAUGUGUUGAUUCGGGAUUGAUUGCUCUGAGAGAAUCCUAAAAAUCAGAGCUAAAAUUCUGAUUUCUUGAAGGUUCUAAGGAGGGAUAUACCAUGGGAGACAUAUAUGGCAACAAAGCUGAUCUCAGGAACAGGCCUGCAGCUAUUGAGGCGAUAUGACAAUAAAUCUGAAAGCCAACGCGCAGCUUUGCUAGAUGAUGAUGGACCUGCUUAUGUUGGGGUGUUCGUAAAUAUUUUACGUGACAUUUCAAAGGAAGAAACAAUAGAAUAUGUGUUUGGCCUCAUCGAUGAAAUGCUUGCAGCAAAUCCUAAACGUGCGAGAUUAUUUCAUGACCGCAGUUUAUCAGGCUCAGAUACCUAUGGCCCAUUCUUAAAAUGGCUUUGGAAAGGAAAUUGGUUCAUACAGGAGAAGAGCUGCAAAACAUUGUCUCUUAUUAUGAGUGUUCGCCCCAAAUAUAAGGUUGGCAUUCUUUCAAAUGGAAAGGCAGCAAAUGAGAAAAGUAUAUUUACAAGUGCUGAUGAUGCGUUGAAGGGCCUGGUUGAAUGGCUAUGUUCUCAGCUGAAAAAUCCUUCUCAUCCCUAUCGAGCUGUUCCAACUGCCGUGAAUUGCCUUGCGACUUUGCUAAGGGAAACUUCAGUGAGAGCUUCUUUUGUACAAGCAGAUAGUGUGAAGUUGUUAGUUCCCUUGAUUACUCCAGCAACCACUCAACAAUCAAUUCAGAUUCUUUAUGAAACAUGCCUAUGUGUUUGGCUGUUGUCGUACUAUGAUGCUGCAGUUGAUUACCUGGCUACUACUAGGAUUCUUCCAAGACUGGUUGAAGUUGUCAAAGGUUCUACUAAGGAGAAGGUUGUAAGGGUUGUCAUCUUGACUUUCAGAAACUUGCUUUCGAAGGGGGCAUUUGGGGCUCAAAUGGUGGAUCUUGGAUUACUACAACUUGUCCUCAGCCUAAAAGGUCAAUCCUGGAGUGAUGAGGACUUACUGGAAGCAUUGAAUCAGCUUGAAGAAGGGCUUAAAGAUAACAUCAAAAGAUUGAGUUCCUUUGAUAAAUACAAGCAAGAAGUUCUUCUUGGUCAGCUAGACUGGUCUCCUAUGCACAAGAGUCCUGGAUUCUGGAAGGAUAAUAUUACAAAUUUUGAAGAAAAUGAUUUCCAGAUCCUACGUGUUCUUCUCACAAUCCUUGAUACAUCCAAUGAUCCCACAGCACUGGCUGUUGCCUGCUAUGAUCUGUCCCAGUUCAUUCAAUUCCACCCUGCUGGUCGCAUCAUUGUCUCAGAUCUGAAGGCGAAGGAACGUGUUAUGAAGCUAAUGAACCACGAAAAUGCUGAAGUAACAAAGAACGCGCUUCUGUGUAUCCAGAGACUGUUCCUUGGAUCUAAAUAUGCUAGUUUUUUGCAAUCUUAGGCUUAGUUUGGGAUGACUUUCUUAUUGCUUCUUAAUGCAGCUUUCUAUUAUAUAAAUUUUUAUUUUUAUACUAAAAAGCUGUUUUAAGAAUCAACAAAAAAGCCGUCCCAAAUGAAGCCUUAGUCUGUAUGUUAAUUCGCAUAAGAAAAGCUACCUGAACUUGGUGACUAAGGAGAGAUGAUUCUUGGUUACAUUUUCAUGAGGGAGCCUGUUCUAGAGAGUGAUGAUGAAUAUUUGAGGAACUAGGAAGAGAAUGCAAUGCACAUGGUACUUUCUUAUGGCAAACUCCAGGUUCUUUUUAUCUGAAGGACUAUUAUUUGUUGAAUUAUGUAAUAAGUCCUAUAUGUUUAUUUUUACCGUAGAAUUCAAGUCUUCUUGCCCGCCCUGAAUUGUUGCUGCAUAGCAUACAUGGAGCUAUAUUUCAUGAUGUAAUGUUGAUCAUCGAGUUUAUUAGCUAAAUAAAAGAGUUGGCAUGUUUUUUGUCCUAAAA